GCCGAACCUUCUUGUCUCUGUUUCUCCAUGCCUUUGAAUCUGAUGAGCAGCUGCAGCUACAGCUUCUCCCCCACCCGAACUCUCUUUCCCUCCCUCUCUCCCUCCGAUUCCCCUCACAAAUCAUCGCCUCCUCCCACCCUGGUCAUCCGCAAGGACAAACCGAUCGAAGUUCUCCAAUCCGUCGCCUCCGGAGCAGACAAGAACUUGGUCUACUACUCUUCCCGCAUCCAGUCAUGCAUGGACUCGCGCUCCUUCGACUCCGGCAAGUCAAUUCAAGCGCAGAUGGAGGACGAAGGAAUCGUGCCCGACACGUUCUUGCAGACGAAGAUCUUGAUGCUGUACGCUAAUACAGCCGAGCCGAGCGACUUAGUACAUGCGCGGAAGAUAUUCGAUAAAAUGGCCGACAGAAACUCCACUACUUGGAACACAAUGAUACUAGCUUAUGCGCGGGCGAGUGACCAUAUGGAGGUCCUUCAGCUCUUUUCCCGGAUGCAUGAGUGUGGAGCAGUCCCGGAUAAGUUCACGUUUCCGAGUGUUAUCAAAGCUUGUCUUGCUCUAGAGGCUGAGGGAGGAAUUCAGCUGCUGCAUGGCUUGAUCAUCAAGCAUGGUUUUGGUCGGGAUGUGGUCGUUGGCACUGCUUUGGUUGAUGUUUAUGCGAACCUUGGUUGUCUAGAGGAUGCUGAAACUGCUUUCAGUGAGGUUGAUGGGGUAAAUGUUGUCACUUGGAAUGCAAUCAUCAGCGGCUAUGUAGGGGCAUUGAGUUGGGAAGAGGCUUGGAACAGUUUCCAUCGCAUGCAGGAGGAUGCCAGUGUGUGCCCAAGCCAUUCUACUCUAUCUUUGGCUGCUCGAACUUGUGGUGCUUUGAGGUCACUGGACAGAGGAAGACAAGUUCAUGCGAAGGCGAUGGCUCUUGGCUAUGACUCUGAUGUGUUCGUGCAAAAUUCUCUCAUUGAUAUGUAUGCUGAGUGUGGUGAUCUAGAAGGUUGCGAGUUGGUAUUUCAUCUAAUAAAAGAAAGAAGUCAAGUGAGUUGGAACUCCAUCGUAUCUAGUUAUGUUCGUCUCAGAUACUAUGAGGAAGCCUUGCACAUGCUUCUCAGAAUGCAGCAAGCUGGUUAUCAGUAUGACAGGUUCAAUCUUGGAAGUGCCUUAACAUCAUGUGCUGCCUUAGCAGAUUCAGAGACUGGUCGAGCAAUUCAUGGAUACUUAGUGAGGAGAUUGUUAGAUUCUGAUGUUGUGCUGGGCAGUGGCAUCAUCGAUAUGUAUGGAAAAUGUGGCUGUAUGAGAGAGGCUCAUUGGGUUUUCAACAAACUGAGGAAGAGAAAUAUAGUGUCUUGGAAUUCUCUUAUGGCAGGGUUUGUGCUAGAGGAAGCGACAGAAGUUGUCAUUGAGCUUUAUCAUCAAAUGGAAUUAGCAAACAUUAAUCCUGAUCAAUUCACGCUUGGUGCUUUGUUGAGCCUCUUUGCCAAUCAAGGGAAUACAGACCUUGGGAAACAGAUUCAUGCCAGUAUUAUUAGGAAGAUCACUAGACCAAACUUAGUACUAGAGACCGAACUAACUCACAUGUAUGCAAGGUGUGGAAGAUUAAGGGAUGCACAUAACGUUUUCAAUCGGAUGCCGAAAAAGAAUGCCUACUCAUGGAAUUCUUUCAUCGAAGGAUGCUUGAAAUGUAACAAGGCUAUGGAAGCUCUCAGAAUCUUUCGCAAAAUGCAGUUCAACGGAGUAGUGCCGGAUUCCUUUUCUUUGUCAAGUGCACUUACUGCUAUAUCUCAUCUUUCGACUUUACAAAAAGGAAAAGAAAUCCAUGGUUUCGCAGUGAAGAAAAUGCUCAUAGAUCAUGAUGUUACUCUCUGCAUUCUUAUCGAUAUGUAUGCCAAAUGCGGGUGCAUUGAUUAUGCUUAUAGGAUGUAUGAGAGGGCACCGAAGAAGAAGGGUUUGAUCCUCAAUAACAUCAUGAUUUCUGCAUUUAUUAGUCAUGAGAAAAUCAGCUAUGCUAGGAGAAUAUUCGAUAAGAUGGAAGAAAAGAACAUAAUAUCCUGGAACUCAAUGUUGAUUGGGUAUGGCAAAGGUGGUUUUGAUAGGGAAGCACUCCAAUUGUUUCAGGAAUUCACCGUCGAAAGAGGUAAUUAUGAAUGCUCAACUCUGGUGCCAAUUUUCAACUUAUGUGCAAGUUUACCUUCAGCUGAGUUCGGGAAGCAACUCCAUGCUUUAGCGACGAAAUUGCCCGGUAAUUCAGUUGUUUUAGACAGUGCAAUAGUCGAUAUGUAUGCGAAAUGUGGAUUGAUUGAAGAAGCAAGAGAGUUCUUCAACAGGAUGAAAGAAAGAAACAUCUUGACAUGGAACACCAUUAUCUCCAGCUACUCGAAGCACGGCCAAAUCGAAGCAGUCUUUUCGCUUUACAACCAGAUGCUAAGUGAAGGAAUACUCCCAAAUGACAUCACAUUCCUCUCCAUUCUAUCAGCUUGCAGCCAUACAGGCUUGCUAGAAGAGGGUUUGGAUACUUUUGUGUCCAUGUCGGAGGACUAUGCCGUAGAGCCAAGGUUAGAGCAUUACAACUGUAUGGUGGAUCUUCUCGGCCGUGCAGGUCUCUUGAAUGAUGCAAAGGAAAUGAUACUCAGAAUGCCAAUGGAGCCAGACAAAUCCACUUGGGCUGCUCUCCUUGGAGCAUCAAGGAAUCAUAUCGAUAUCGAUAUCGGAAGAUUUGCAGCUGAUAAGCUUUUCGAGUUAGACCCUGCUAACUCCGGGCAUUACCGUCUGAUGGCUAAUCUCUAUGCAUCAGCAGGGAGGUGGAAAGAGGCUGAUAAGAUGUGGAAAUUGAUGAAAGAAAGGAGAGCUAUGAGUGCGCCUGCAUCUAGCUGGAUUGAGAUUGGCAAUCAAAUUCAAGUUUUUCAUGCUGGGGAUCUGAAGAAACUUAUGCCACUCUCAGGAUCAUCAACGCAGUUUUCAUUGUAAACCAUGCACUAAUAGCACAAAUAGCACGGCGACGGUUUGUUCCUAAAAUGCAUGAUCAAGAUCAAUAGAGAAAAUGCACAACUACCACGGUGAAGACAUGCUUCAAGUCUCCAACAAAUCCAUAGUUAACAUCAAUAGCUUCAAUUGCAAGUUUUUUAAAACACUCAAGCCAUCACCUAACUCAUGGAGUUUUUUUUAACAUUGUUGUCUAUGUUGAAAUUGAUGAAUAAUGUUCAAUUUCUAGAUAAUUAUAAUGGGAAGUUGUUUUUAAAUCUGUAAUAAAAAUUUUAAUUUCCUGAUCAGUUAGACAAAAUAUAUUU
Messenger RNA from Zingiber officinale, 3269 nucleotides. RefSeq names its product pentatricopeptide repeat-containing protein At2g03380, mitochondrial-like. Gene Ontology annotation, biological process: RNA modification. Bases 28 to 2949 code for a protein of 973 amino acids. The record is from RefSeq and is a predicted model, not a curated record. The transcript is spliced from 2 exons. Gene Ontology annotation, molecular function: RNA binding; protein binding. NCBI's taxonomy places the organism in Eukaryota, Viridiplantae, Streptophyta, Magnoliopsida, Zingiberales, Zingiberaceae.